Trematosphaeria pertusa is the source of this 312-nucleotide messenger RNA. RefSeq lists its product as uncharacterized. The transcript is spliced from 2 exons. Bases 1 to 312 code for a protein of 103 amino acids. The record is from RefSeq and is a predicted model, not a curated record. Lineage: Eukaryota; Fungi; Ascomycota; Dothideomycetes; Pleosporales; Trematosphaeriaceae.
AUGCUACCAGCCGGGCUUGAACCACCCCAUAUUUUGGCCUCAGGGCUCUCACCCCAGCGUUGGCCGCUCACAGGCCGGCUCCAUUCCUACUUACGCUCUUUCACCAAGCGCCUGACCAUCGAAGAGCGCUGCCAGCGUGGAGAGGAUGGUGACUUUAGUCGGCAGGCCUCUGGAGACGAGGACAAGGACGAAGGUGUAUCCCAACCAGCACGCUUCCUCGCCCGCUCCGCGACGCCGGACGAGUCGAGCGGCGCCCCGGAAUCUGUGGCCUCGAGUGGCGAGUCUGAGCCGGAGGAUGAGGACUUCGAAUAG